Molecule: messenger RNA, 2538 nt
Organism: Neoarthrinium moseri
Lineage: Eukaryota; Fungi; Ascomycota; Sordariomycetes; Amphisphaeriales; Apiosporaceae
Exons: 6
Coding region: 1-2538 (845 amino acids)
Biological process (GO): positive regulation of transcription from RNA polymerase II promoter by galactose; DNA-templated transcription
Cellular component (GO): nucleus
Molecular function (GO): RNA polymerase II cis-regulatory region sequence-specific DNA binding; DNA-binding transcription factor activity, RNA polymerase II-specific; zinc ion binding
Source: RefSeq, a predicted model, not a curated record
AUGUACAUCCCGAACGCCCAAAGCGUCCUUACCGCCGGCUUGGCCAUGACCGGCAUGCUGUCCGAACCCCGCGAAGUAACCAAGGGCUCUGUUCUCGACUACGCUGUCGAGAAGUGCCUGGACGCCGACGGCAACACGCGCUGCACCAAGCCCUUCCUCGCCGCCAAGUCGACGUGCUACCGCCUCGAAUGGAGUACCAAGGGCGCCUUGACACACACCACGGCCGAGGUACGCGACGCCGGCUCGGGCGAGAUCGUCUACUACCGCGAUACCAACGGCGAGUGGACCCCCGAGAAGGGCGAGCUGGUAUACCUGGACUUCAAGCCCAAGGUUCUCGGCACGGGGAACAACACUGUUGAUUGGUGGUGUCCCGUGCUCGCUUUGUCCCGAGUAGUUGACAUGGCAGGCUAUUUCUACGCAUCGUCGCCGAUCACGCCAGAAUGGCUGCGACCAUCAAUCAACGAAAGUCAGUCGAACAUAACUGAGGAAGACUUGAUUCACAUGUCGAAGAACCAGAUAUACAACCGCACCUGCCAUCUGUCGUCAGCGCUCGGGGUUUCCAAAACGUGGGGCACCACCCGCCCGAUCCACAAAGCCGAUCCCAUGUGGCACAUGCUUGUCUUUGCAUUUCCCCGAAAUUUGGUUGAAGCAGGCUUGCGCUUAGAUCCGCAGGAUGAGCCCUGUCCCAAGAAGGACGAGGACGAAGACGAGGACGUUGGCCUUGGCCGCACGCGCUUGUACCAAUUCUUCGAGGAACCGGUCGAUCGGACAGCCUUGACAAGGAAGAAUCUCGAUGCCGCAGAGCUCAGAUGCUCCAAACUCGAGACCUUGCUUCGUUCUCUCAACCCAGAUCUGGACAUUGAAGCAGCAAUCGCCAAUCUCGAAAGCUCGACGGCGAGCGAGUUUCAUCCAGACCCUGAUGCUGGCCCGGACCGAGAAUCCGAUCAAGGGGAAGAAAGAGGGGAGGCUAGAUAUGAGUGGCAUGAGGACACUUUAUUACGUCCUGCACCCGUUGCAGGGGCCCAGGAAAGCCCACAACUCCAACAUCAAGAGGAUGGCAUGGCCAAUUUUUCCACCUCUGAAUCGGGCUAUCUCGGGAGUAGUUCUGGCUCAAGUCUACUACAAGAAAUUGGAGCACUGGUCCCUCGAGCAGCUGCGGGAGGCAGCAUGUCCCAUGUCCCACCAGAUCAAUCAUCACCCAGCACUGCGAAUCUUGACCGGGCUGACCUGGCUACGUCUGCUGUUGCAAGCCUACUCAUCGAUGCUUACUUCCUAUUCUACAACACCUCAUACCCCAUCGUGCACGAGAAAAUAUUCCGGGAAAAAAUGGCAAGUGACUGGCGCCACACCAAACGACAUUCAGCCUGGUCUAUAGUGUACUAUAUGGUUCUCGCUAUCGGACAUUGGACCUCUGCGACAAACCAUACCUCUGUUAUGCCUUGUCCCUACUACUCAGCUGCCAGGAGUCGUCUGUCUGUCGCCAUGCUCGAGUCUGGGACCGUCGAGACACUCCAGGCCUUCCUCUUAAUGGGGAAUUACCUUCAGAAAAGAGAUCGGCCGAAUACGGGCUACAAUCUCAUUGGGAUUGCUUACCGAAUUGCGUUCGGCCUGGGUCUUCAUAGAGAAAUACCGCAUGCCGCGGACACCAUGGAGCACGAACGCCGGAGGCAGCUCUUCUGGACUGUCUACUGCUUUGAUAGCGGGUUCUGUAUCACCACUGGACGCCCCCCAACGUUAGUUGAUGGGUUUCUGGACCUUAGACUCCCUCGAAAUGUGGAAGAAGAUAGCCAUGCUCUCGGUUCUGAAAUGGUUCGAGAAGUUGAUCACCCAACCCCUUCUUCUGCCAUUGUGGCCAAUGCUGAGCUGGCUAAAAUAGCAACUACAUUGUACACCGAGUUUCUGAUGGCAAAGACAGCGGGAGCUCGCGUCGAGUAUCAGGUUGCCGAGGCCAUUGAUAAAAGCCUAAACACAUGGAAACAGGCGCUCCCAAGCUACUUCACAUCACCUGACGUACCAAGCUGGUUCAGUGGCCCGCGAGCUGUAUUGCUUUGGAAACAGGAGAAUCUACGACUUCUCCUGUGGCGGGGGACUAAGAGGCGACAUCCAUUCCUCCUGUCCAAGCCAGAUGGCGAGCAGCGGUGUGCUGAGAUUGCCAUGCAAAGUAUUAAUGACAUAACCUCCUUCUGUGAACAGCCUGAGUCAAUGUUGCACCUUGGUAUCAGUUGGUAUGCUACAUACUUCCUAUUCCAGGCAACACUGGUUCUCGAAAUCAUCAACUCUAUACAAGAUAAUCUUUCUGCAUCGGCGUCAUGGCGGACACAGCGGGAUUUCAACACGAACAGCUUCCAAACGGAGGACCCCGAACACCCACCAACUCAAUCUCGUCCAUCCUACGACAUGUUCUCUAAUCACCUAGCCAACGAUUCAGUCUAUUGGAAUGAAUUCGGAUUUGGAGACGGAGAUGCCACUGGGGACCCGACCAUACAUAUGCUGAUGGACCAAACACCUCUAGACAUCUUCCUCAGCGACUCAAACUAA